Hippocampus zosterae (dwarf seahorse) is the source of this 2375-nucleotide messenger RNA. Its product is annotated as BCL2/adenovirus E1B 19 kDa protein-interacting protein 2-like. Gene Ontology annotation, biological process: apoptotic process. Gene Ontology annotation, cellular component: cytoplasm. The record is from RefSeq and is a predicted model, not a curated record. NCBI's taxonomy places the organism in Eukaryota, Metazoa, Chordata, Actinopteri, Syngnathiformes, Syngnathidae.
GGUCCAAUGACGCAUGCGCUUGUCGUACGCUCACGCAUGCAUACUGUUUUAAUAUUUGCUGCACUGCACCUAAAAAAAACGAACAGUGUAAGUUUGUGUUUGUGUGUGCCGCAUUUGUCAGACUCCCGAGAAUUUAGCGUCGCCACGGCAACAGCAGACACCGCUUUGGCAGAGGAGGGCGAGCUGGAAAAUGAGAAAGACCACGCAGAGGGAUCUUCAAGUGUGGCAGCGGCGCGUCCGGUCACUCUGGCGCUGUCGGCGUGUUGUGGGGAUGGAGGAAAGAAGAGCACGAGGAAGGUUCUGGUGGCGCCGGUCCUCAGCGUCUCUUUAGGUCGCAGCGAGUCAGGCGACUUCCACUCGGCGUUCCUGUCGCCGUCUCUCGGUGAUGAGGACGACGGCGGUCCGGACUUCGACCUCGACGCUAUGGAGACUCCCUCGGACAGCGAGUCCCUUCGCUUCCCCAUCGAUGACCUGGACAUGGACGCUGACUCAGGCGGGCGUGGCCCGGCGUCAGGGAUGGAGGCGGAGCCUUCGGGUCUGGGAGCGCUGGAGCGCGACGAUGUGGUGGACAGCCAGGGCACUAGGUGGCGCUCGUUCUCCGCCGGAACCGCGCCGCACGACGGACGAGUCAACAUGAGUGUGCUGGAACCUUUCCUCCGGGUUUUAUCACACGGGGGUUACUAUGGCGACGGCAUGAAUGACAUCAUCGUGUUUUCCUCUUGUUACCUGCCUGAGAACUCGCUGGAAAAUUAUCACUAUGUGAUGGACAACCUCUUCAGAUACUUGGUAGGCACGUUGGAGCUGAUGGUCCGUGAAAACUACGUGAUUGUUUUUCUUUGCGCCGGCGGUCAUAAGGACAACCUGCCAGGGAUCGGUUGGCUCAAGGAAUGUUACCACACCAUCGCAUGGAGUCUGAGGAAGAAUCUGAAAGGCAUGUUCGUGGUUCAUCCCACAUGGGCCAUCAAAACACUCAUCACCAUCAUCAAACCCUUUAUCAGUUCAAAGUUCAGCAGGAAGCUGCAGUUCGUCGGCAGCCUUCGGGAACUUUCAGCUCUGCUGCCCACUCAGCACAUGCAGAUCCCCGAAUGCGUCACCAUGUAUGACAACAACCUGUCCAGAUGAACACGUCGCCGGUGCGAUUUCGGCGGGGCCGUGACGCUGCCUCAGCGGUCUGGUCACCAGCGUUCUAAACAUAUGUACUCAAGGUUCACGUCAGAAUUUUUGAAUCGGAGUAAUAUUCUUUGACAUAAAUUUGAAUAAUUUUCUACAAAUACUUCUGUAUAAUAUAUAAAUGUAUAUAUGUGUGUGUGUGUGUGUGUGUACACACACACUGGUGCUCCGAUUUCUCAGAAAAGUAUGUGACGGGCAUGUAUUUUAUUGUCACAAAAAACGGUCACGCGCGGCUCGUACUUGCGCCGCAAAUCAAGCAAAAAUGCCGCCGUGUGGAGGUUUGAUGUGAUUUGUGUGUAAUCGGAAUACCGUAUUUUCACGACUAUUAGGCGCCAUUAAAAGUCUUCAAUUUUCUCCAAAAUGGACAGGACGCCUUAUGAUGCGGAGCGUCUUGUGUAUGCACCCAGUUCCAAAAUCUGACUGACAGCCGACACGCUGUUUAUAUAGAGAAAAGGCGGAAGUGAGUAUGGACAGCCGGGCGGCAAAGAAGUCGGCCAAUCAGUGAAGAGUGGGCGUGUACAUAUACAUAUAUGGAGAGACAGAGAGAGAGAAAAGGCUGACGUGAGUGAGGACAGGCAUGCGGCGAAGAAGUCCGCCAAUGAGUGAAGGGUGGGCGUGUAAGUGGACGCUAAAGGGACGUCCAAAGCAGGUACCAACACUUGUGUAAAUUGUGGCUAUGUGCAUUAUUGCAAAACUACUUCGGUUUUGGUUUCUAAGAACCCCCGAAAAUAAAUUCUGUGAGAGGCAGCGCCGGGCGAGUUACGCCACAAUUUGCGAAUGGAUUGUGGCUGCUUGAACGAACGUGUCUGCUUGUACUGAUGUUUGAGCUUUUGGCAAAGCCGGCAUCAUUUCUGUGGAGCCGCAUGGCCAUGACAGUGACUCUGACAACGAGAGGGAACGCGGCGUUUUUGAUGGAUUACCGGUACUUGCACAAUUGUUCAAUUCUGAUAUAGUAAAACACUGUACGCUGGCUAAAUAAAAUACAACCGCUACCGUAUGCUUCAAGCCACCGUAUCAUGUUGGUGUGUGAAUUUUAAUUUAAUUUGUAUUUAUUUUUGUUUUUUGGACUAAGUGCAAAGAAUGUUUUCUUCUUUUUUAAUGGAAUGUUUCAAGUUGUUCAUUGUGUAAGUGAAUGGAGUUGCUAACACCUUCCUCAUGUUUAUGGCAGGACAGGAAACACUGCAGCCAUUCAGGGCACAGGAAAA